CCGGGGCCGCGGGGCGCGCGCGCGCGUGUCUGCGUGUGUGGGGACCCGGGCUCCGGACGCGGCGGGCCGCGGGCGUGAGCGCGAGCCCGCGGGGGCAGCGAGGAGCCCGGCGCCGAGAGGCGGCCGCCUCCCGGGCGGGCCCUGCGCAGCUCGCCGCAGCCGCGUCGUCGGCUCGCGGAGGCCUGGCUCGUCAUUGAUUCGCGGUCGCCGCUGCCAUUGUGACGGGAUCGCCUCGCCCACCGCGCCUCCCGGUCCCGCUGCGGGCACACGCGCGGGCGGCGGCGUGUGCUUGCUUCGUCGUCGGGCACGUCGUGUUGGUGCCUGUUAACCUCAGCGCCCUGGCUGGACGGUGGGUUCCUCCAUAAAGUUGUUAAGCCAAUCAAAAUGGUGCAUAUCAUCUAACAUCUAGUAUGAUGUCAAAGGGUCUCCAUUUCUGAAAAAAACAUCAUCAAGAACAAGGAGGACAUGGAGGCCGAGUUGCUAACAGCCCGGUCCCACACACUGGUGACCUUCAAGGAUGUACUUGUGAACUUCUCCAGGGAGGAGUGGAAGCUGCUGGACACGGCUCAGCAGAUCAUGUACAAAGAUGUGAUGCUGGAGAACUAUAAGAAUCUGAUUUCCUUGGGGCAUCAGCUUCCCAAACCAGAUGUGAUCCUCCAGUUGGAGAAAGGGGAAGAGCCGUGGCUGGUGGAGAGAGGGAUUCACCGGGAGACCCGUCCAGAUUUGGACACUGUGGUUGAAAUUAAAUCAUCGGUGUCCAGUAAGAGUAUUUCCAAAGAUAAACAAUCCUAUGGCAUUAAAAUGGAAGGAAUUCCAAAGAAUGAUCUCUGGUAUUUAUCAUUAGAAGAAGUCUGGAAAUGUGAAGACCAGUUGGACAAGUAUCAGGAAAACCAGGAGAGACAUUUGAGGCAAGUGGCAUUCACCCAAAAGAAAGUACUUACUCAGGAGAGAGUCUGUGAAAAUGGUAAAUUUGGGGGAAAUUGUCUUCUUCCUGCUCAACUAGUGCUGAGGGAGUAUUUCCAUAAACAUGACUCACAUACUAAAAGUUUAAAACAUAAUUUAGUUUUUAGUGGUCAUCAGGAAAGCUAUGCAAGUAAUAGUAGUGAAUGUGGUCAAACCUUCUGUCAAAACAUUCACCUUAUUCAGUUUGCAAGAACUCAACCAGGAGAGAAGUCCUACAAAUGCCCUGAUACUGUCAACUCUCCUACUGGUGGUACAUCCCUUGGUGGAUCGAAGGGCAUGCAUAGGGAUAAACCAUAUGAAUGUAAGGAGUGUGGAAAAUUCUUUAGCUGGCGUUCUAAUCUUACCAGGCACCGGCUUAUUCAUAGUGGAGAAAAACCCUAUGAAUGUAAAGAAUGUGGAAAGUCUUUUAGCCGGAGUUCUCACCUCACUGGACAUCAGAAGACUCACACUGGCGAGGAACCCUAUGAAUGUAAAGAAUGUGGAAAGUCCUUCAGCUGGUUCUCUCACCUUGUGACCCACCAGAGAACUCACACAGGAGACAAACUGUACACAUGCAGCCACUGUGGAAAAUCUUUUGUUCACAGCUCCAGGCUCAUUAGGCAUCAGAGAACUCACACUGGAGAGAAACCUUAUGAGUGUCCCGAGUGUGGGAAGUCUUUCAGACAGAGCACACAUCUCAUUCUGCAUCAGAGAACUCACGUCAGAGUGAGGCCCUACGAAUGUAACGAGUGUGGGAAGUCGUAUAGCCAGAGGUCUCACCUUGUGGUGCACCACAGGACUCACACGGGACUGAAGCCCUUUGAGUGUAAAGACUGUGGAAAAUGCUUCAGUAGAAGCUCUCACCUUUUCUCCCAUCAGAGGACACACACUGGAGAGAAACCAUAUGAGUGCCACGACUGUGGGAAGUCCUUCAGCCAGAGUUCUGCUCUCAUCGUGCAUCAGAGAAUUCAUACUGGAGAGAAGCCAUAUGAAUGCUGCCAGUGUGGGAAAGCCUUCAUUCGGAAGAACGACCUUAUUAAGCAUCAGAGGGUUCAUGCUGGGGAAGAGACCUAUAAAUGUAAUCAGUGUGGGAUUAUCUUCAGCCAGAACUCUCCGUUGAUAGUACAUCAAAUAGCCCACACUGGAGAGCAGUUCUUAACAUGUAACCAGUGUGGGACAGCGCUUGUUAACAGCCCUAACUUUAUUCGGUAUCAGACAAAUCACAUUAGAGAGAAUACUUACUAAUAUUACAAAUGUGGAAAGUUCUUCACAAAGAGCAAUAACUUUGUUUUACAUUGGAAACUACUUCUGGAGGGAAGUGGUAUAGAUGUAAUCUCUGUAGAAAUGUUUUCAAUCUUGUUACUACCAUUUUGUGCACUAGAGAGUUGGUCCUGGAAGGGGAAAUAACCUGCAGAUUUCACGGCAGAACACAAAAACCACCAGCUUUUCUUUCCACGAUUUCCUACAAAAGCAGUUAUCCUUGGAGCAUUCUUGACCAAGCCUUAAAAUGCUAGAAUCUGAGAAGGAACCAUUGAAGUAGGUGGGAGAUUAUCCAGCUUCGUUGCCUUCUUCAAAAAAAUGUCAGUCGGAAUGAUACUUUAGAAAGACAAGUCAGUGAGAGUUGCUAUUACAAAGAAUAAAAAUUUGAUAUUUGUUGUAACAAAAGCGGAAAAUAAUAUUCCAGUGAAAUAAUGUGCCAUGUUUUUACUUGAUUGUCCUUCUGGGACAUUUGGUAGUGUCUCCUCUGUUUUGUGUGUCUGAUAUAAACCACAUUUUGGUUAGUAGCAGGGAAAAUACUUAUAAUGUAAAGCAGAAAAAGAACACAUUUACUAGUAAUGGUACUUAUUUUAAGUAUAUUUGCAUGUGAGCAAGAAUUGAGAAAUAAUCUGGAUAAUGAACAGAAUCUAUUUUGUUAGGUAAUGGGAUUGAGUGAGCUUUGUAGUUUAUUCCAUGUUACUCCUAAUUAUUUGAAGAUAUUUUUAAACAUUAAAAAGGAUAUCCAGUUUCUCUAAUCUGUCAGCAAGGAUGCUUAAGGACCAUCUGCUAGCAAACUUUCCCCUUCUACAUUGUUUGGGUCAUAGGACUGUACUCUUUGAGACCAUGUGCUGAAGGCUCCUGGGAAUUUAAACACAGGGAUUCUUUGGACUUUGAGACCUAGAAGAUGAUUAGGUGUUUGAGCACAUGAGGGAGGGUCCCCCUUUGAGUGGGAAGCAGGUACCUGGUCCAGUCUUAGAGCAGCUGUGCUCAUGAAGUAAACAGCACUUCUCAAAGCCACCCUCCUUAUAAAGUUAUGAGUUACAAAGUUACGAAGUUCCACCUCUGUCCUUAACUUGCUGGGUGAACUUGGGCAUGCUUCCUAGCAUCUCUGUGCCUCUUCUGUAAAUUAGGGAUAUUACUUAUCGUGUAGGACAGUGGUGAGUGUUAACUGAGUAAACAUACAAACAGCUUAGAAUAGUGCCUGACACAUGUUAAGUGUUGUGUUGUUGUGGCCGUGGUAAUUGCUGUCAUUGUUGUCCCACCUCCGGUGUAUGUCUUUGAAUUUAAACCUGCUUGCGUGUGAGUGAGAGCUUACGAGCUCUCACUUCCUUCCCAGCCGUGUUUCCUUCUUACCUACGUCAGCACUUCACAACCUGAGGAAAUCACUACCCAUAGUGGGUGUUAUCGACUCACUUCUGAGGAUCAAUAAACAACUUUUAAUAUUGUAUGUGAAA
Hyaena hyaena (striped hyena) is the source of this 3653-nucleotide messenger RNA. RefSeq names its product zinc finger protein 10 (gene ZNF10). The record is from RefSeq and is a predicted model, not a curated record. NCBI's taxonomy places the organism in Eukaryota, Metazoa, Chordata, Mammalia, Carnivora, Hyaenidae. Gene Ontology annotation, biological process: regulation of transcription by RNA polymerase II. The transcript has 6 exons. Bases 466 to 2187 code for a protein of 573 amino acids. Gene Ontology annotation, molecular function: DNA-binding transcription factor activity, RNA polymerase II-specific; RNA polymerase II cis-regulatory region sequence-specific DNA binding.